This is a messenger RNA of Aplosporella prunicola CBS 121167, 391 nucleotides long. RefSeq lists its product as uncharacterized. Gene Ontology annotation, molecular function: structural constituent of ribosome; zinc ion binding. The transcript has 3 exons. Bases 65 to 241 code for a protein of 58 amino acids. NCBI's taxonomy places the organism in Eukaryota, Fungi, Ascomycota, Dothideomycetes, Botryosphaeriales, Aplosporellaceae. Gene Ontology annotation, cellular component: ribosome; cytosolic small ribosomal subunit. Gene Ontology annotation, biological process: translation. The record is from RefSeq and is a predicted model, not a curated record.
CCUCGUGCCUUCUCUACUUCUAUACGUACUGAGCGUAUCAACGACCACAACACGCACGGCAAGCAUGGCGCACGAAACAGUCUGGUACUCGCACCCGCGCAAUUACGGCAAGGGCUCGCGCGGCUGCCGCGUCACAGGCGAGAAGAAACGCUCCGGCAUCAUCCGCAAGUACGGCCUCAAUAUGUCGCGGCAGGCGUUCCGUGAGCAGGCGGAGGCUAUUGGCUUUAAGAAGUGUCGAUGAGGGGUGUGUGGGUAGUGGUCCGACGGUGAUGGUGAGGGAAAGAGAGAGAUAGAGUUGACGAGGGUUUGGCGCGAGUGCUCGCUCGUUGUGUUCGGCGGCCUGGAGGACUUAUAUGCACGCAGGAUGAGAGGGAGUGUGUUGUACACGCUA